GCCGAUCGGUACCAGCGCCUCAAGGACGAGGUGGUGCGGGCCCAGGUGCAGCUGCAGCUCUUCAAACUCUUCCACAACGAGGCCGAGAUCGAGAAGCUCAACAAGGAGCUGGGGCUGAAGAACCGCGAGAUCGACAAGGACAAGAAGAGGAUGGACAGGGUGGAGGACGAGCUCAAGGACCGCAAGAAGGAGCUGGGCAAGAUGAUGAGGGAGCAGCAGCAGAUCGAGAAGGAGAUCAAGGAGAAGGACUCGGAGCUGAACCAGAAGCGGCCGCAGUACAUCAAGGCCAAGGAGAACACGUCACACAAGAUCAAGAAGCUGGAGGCGGCGCGGAAGUCGCUGCAGAACGCCCAGAAGCAGUACAAGAAACGCAAGGCGGACAUGGACGAGCUGGAGAAGGAAAUGCUCUCCGUGGAGAAAUCCCGGCAGGAGUUCGAGGAGCGCAUGGAGGAGGAGAGCCAGAGCCAGGGGAGGGACCUGACCCUGGAGGAGAACCAGGUGAAGAAGUACCACCGGCUGAAGGAGGAGGCCAGCAAACGCGCGGCCACGCUGGCCCAGGAGCUGGAGAAGUUCAACCGCGACCAGAAGGCCGACCAGGACCGGCUGGACCUGGAGGAGAGGAAGAAGGUGGAGACCGAGUCCCAUGGCGUCCCCCUGUUCCCAUGGCGACGGGGCGGCCCAUUCCACCUCUGCUCCCCCCGCCCUCCCUCCAGAUUUGGUACGAUCCAAGCAAAUGAGCCCGCUCGCGCCACCAAUCCCGCGUUCAAACCGCCGACCAAUGGGAAGCGAGAAGGAGGGGUUAAAGUGAAGAUUGACAGGAACCAGAGCCUAUCGCAAAGCUUAGAGCGACAGAACCGCCACUGGAGCCGUCCGACCACUCAGCGGCGAGGAGGCGGGGUUAAGGCGAAGAUUGACAGCGGCCCGAGCCAAUCGCGAGGCGCAGCGCCCCGUCCCUCAGCGGCCGCCGCAGCCGCUGCUUUCCCGCCCUCCGGCCGCGGCCCCGGCCCGAGACCCCCGGGACCCCCUCAGACCCCCGGGAUCCUCCCGGGACCCUCCCGCCCCACCAUGGGCUUCCUGAAGCUCAUCGAGAUCGAGAACUUCAAGUCGUACAAGGGCCGGCAGAUCAUCGGGCCCUUCCGCCGCUUCACCGCCAUCAUCGGCCCCAAUGGCUCCGGCAAGUCCAACCUGAUGGACGCCAUCAGCUUCGUGCUGGGGGAGAAGACGAGCAACCUGCGAGUGAAAACGCUGCGGGACCUGAUCCACGGCGCUCCGGUGGGGAAACCCGCGGCCAGCCGGGCCUUUGUCAGCAUGGUGUACUCGGAGGAGGGCGCCGAGGACCGAACCUUCGCCCGGGUCAUCGUCGGCAGCUCCUCAGAGUACAAGAUCAACAACCGGGUGGUGCAGCUGAGCGAGUACAGCGAGGAGCUGGAGAAGUUGGGCAUCCUCAUCAAGGCCAGGAACUUCCUCGUCUUCCAGGGAGCCGUGGAGUCCAUCGCCAUGAAGAACCCGAAGGAGCGCACGGCGCUGUUCGAGGAGAUCAGCCGCUCCGGGGAGUUGGCCCCCGAGUACGACAAGCGCAAGAAGGAGAUGGUGAAGGCCGAGGAGGACACGCAGUUCAACUACCACCGCAAGAAAAACAUCGCUGCCGAGCGCAAGGAGGCCAAGCAGGAGAAGGAGGAGGUGGGAAGCGCUCAGAAUCCCGGGAAAAGCAG
Molecule: messenger RNA, 1712 nt
Organism: Parus major (Great Tit)
Lineage: Eukaryota; Metazoa; Chordata; Aves; Passeriformes; Paridae
Product: structural maintenance of chromosomes protein 1A-like
Exons: 7
Biological process (GO): sister chromatid cohesion
Cellular component (GO): nucleus; cohesin complex
Molecular function (GO): ATP hydrolysis activity; DNA binding; ATP binding
Source: RefSeq, a predicted model, not a curated record